AUGAGCUGCCUGGAUGUUAUGUACCAAGUGUACGGGCCGCCCCAGGCGUACUUCGCGGCAGCCUACAGCCCCUAUCCCCCGAAACUCGCCUUUUACUCCAAAAUGCAAGAAGCCCCGGAGAGCGGCAGCAGCGCCAGUACCAGCAGCUCCUUCUCCGGCCACGCCGCCGCCAGCAUCAAGGAGGAGGACUGCGGCCCCGAGAAGGAGCGACCCCCCGAGGCCGAGUACAUCAGCUCCCGCUGCGUGCUCUUCACCUACUUCCAGGGAGACAUCAGCGCCGUGGUGGACGAGCACUUCAGCCGGGCCCUCAGCCAGCCCAGCAGCUUCUCCCUCGGCAGCGCCAAGGCGAGGAACGCCGGCUCCUGGCGGGCUCGACGUUACUCCUUCUGUGGUGGAUCCCUUCUGAGCUGACGAGCUGACUCAAAGCCUCCCAGACCCCCCUUGCCCUUUUCCAAGCCCACCGUGGCCCUGCAGCUCGGGGAAAGACAACGGGACUUAAGGCGACCUGGCAUUGCAAGGACAGUCCUUUAGACUUAUUUUGGAGAGGAAAACUCUUCUAUUGAGAGAGGAG
Molecule: messenger RNA, 571 nt
Organism: Cygnus olor (mute swan)
Lineage: Eukaryota; Metazoa; Chordata; Aves; Anseriformes; Anatidae
Gene: VGLL2
Product: vestigial like family member 2
Exons: 3
Coding region: 1-411 (136 amino acids)
Biological process (GO): regulation of transcription by RNA polymerase II
Cellular component (GO): nucleus
Source: RefSeq, a predicted model, not a curated record